Pseudopodoces humilis (Tibetan ground-tit) is the source of this 4328-nucleotide messenger RNA. RefSeq names its product CTTNBP2 N-terminal like (gene CTTNBP2NL). Gene Ontology annotation, molecular function: protein phosphatase 2A binding. Gene Ontology annotation, biological process: protein dephosphorylation. Gene Ontology annotation, cellular component: actin cytoskeleton. NCBI's taxonomy places the organism in Eukaryota, Metazoa, Chordata, Aves, Passeriformes, Paridae. The record is from RefSeq and is a predicted model, not a curated record.
CGCUCCGGCCCGUCCUGGCGCGGCGCUGCCCCCGCGGGCGGGCAGAGGCAGGUUUUCAGGAUGAAUCUGGAAAAACUCAGCAAACCAGAACUACUGACGCUGUUUAGCAUUCUUGAGGGAGAAUUAGAAGCAAGAGAUCUUGUCAUAGAGGCUUUAAAGGCCCAGCACAGGGACACAUUCAUCGAGGAACGCUAUGGGAAAUACAACAUCAGUGAUCCAUUGAUGGCUUUGCAGAGAGAUUUUGAGACCCUGAAAGAGGGGAAUCAUGGUGAAAAGCAGCCAGUAUGCUCCAAUCCUUUAUCUAUUUUGAAAGUGGUGAUGAAACACUGCAAGAAUAUGCAGGAAAGAAUGUUAUCCCAGCUAGCUGCUGCAGAAAGCAGACACAGAAAGGUGAUCCUGGACCUGGAGGAGGAGAGGCAGAGGCACGCCCAGGACGCGGCAGAGGGGGACGAUGUCACCUACAUGCUGGAGAAGGAGCGGGAGCGGCUCACCCAGCAGGUGGAGUUUGAAAAAUCCCAAGUGAAGAAGUUUGAAAAAGAGCAGAAGAAGCUGUCAAGCCAGUUGGAGGAAGAAAGAGCACGCCACAAGCAACUGUCUUCCAUGCUUGUUGUGGAGUGCAAGAAAGCCACUGCCAAAGCAGCUGAAGAGGGCCAGAAGACAGCAGAACUGAGCUUGAAAUUGGAAAAGGAGAAGAGUAAGGUGAGUAAACUGGAAGAGGAGCUGGCAGCCAAGAGGAAGCGGGGUUUGCAGAUGGAAGCACAAGUAGAAAAGCAGCUCUCAGAGUUUGACAUUGAAAGAGAACAGCUGAAAGCUAAGCUGAACAGAGAAGAAAACCGUACAAAAGCACUCAAAGAAGAGGUGGAAUGUCUGAAGAAAGCCCUGAAAGAGCUGGAGGCUUCUUGCCAGGAGCACAGUCCCUCUGAGGCUGUGCAUCCCAGCCCCUCAGUGACGUCCAGGGGGGUCACAACUGACAGUCCCCCAGUGAAGUCUGUGUCCUGCCAGACCGAGAGUGUGCAGGCAGGACGAGCAAACGCUGCCAGCACCAGCAAAGCUGCUCAGCCCGUGUCUGCCAGCCCCUCCACACCUGUUCAUUCCUAUGCAAAAUCCAACGGGCACUGUGACACGGACGGGCAGAUGGGUGGGGAGACAAACGCUGCAGAGAGCCAAGUUCACAGGGAGAAAUGUGCUGCAGCCCCGGAAAACACUGUGGAGAAUGGAAGUUCUCCCGUAAGAACAGAGUCACCGGUGCAUCUGAUGUCCCAGCUCCCCUCUGCUGGGGUGUCCCUGUCCCCCAGCAGCACAGCUGCCUCCUCUCUGACCCCUUCUCCCUGCUCCUCACCGGUGCUGGCUAAACGCUUGGUGGGAGCCUCUGCCAGCAGCCCUGGCUACCAGUCCUCCUACCAGGUGGGCAUCAACCAGCGUUUCCACGCGGCUCGGCACAAGUUCCAGUCCCAGGCGGAGCAGGACCAUCAGUCGAGCGGCCUGCAGAGCCCCCCCUCGCGGGAUCUGUCCCCCACCCUGGCUGACAACUCGGCUGCCAAGCAGCUGGCCCGCAACACGGUCACCCAGGUGCUGUCCAGGUUCACCAGCCAGCAGGGCCCCAUCAAGCCUGUCUCCCCUAACAGCUCCCCUUUUGGCACGGACUAUCGAAACCUGGCAAAUGCUGUCAGCCCCAAGAGCGAGUCUGGGCACUCCCCAAGCCCUGCCAAGGUUUCCAGCCCGCUAAGCCCGUUGUCUCCUGGAAUUAAGUCACCAACCAUUCCUAGAGCAGAAAGAGGGAACCCUCCACCCAUUCCUCCAAAGAAACCCGGCCUCGCUCAGUCACCUGCUGCUGCUGCUCCACUCACCAAAACCUCUUCCCAGGCCUCCUCCCUGGGUGCCCCCAUGGACGUGGCGAGUAGCUGCUCCAACAGCACUGUCGUGUCAAAUGGCAAAGACCUGGAGAUCCUCCUGCCAAGCAGCAGCUAGUCUCCAGAAAAUGGGAAUGUGACAUUCCACAGCUUAGCUUACCCUGGAGCUAAGACACUGUUUUUCCACUCCAUGUUAUUUAUUUCCAUAGUAGCAGAUUCUGUCUGUAUAAAGCAUUUAGUAUAUUAUUUUUUUUUUCUUUUUACUAGGUAGGAAAAUAUUUUUGUUUAUGAAGAAACCUUAACUAAAGCUAUACAGUAGCCUCCAAAUGUCUCCUGGCAGCAGUCAAAUCAUUAGAGAUAACAACCAUAAUCAUGUGGUGGGACCUAUCAACCUCUAAUGGGACUGAAAUGCUACUUUUAAAUUAUGCAGAAAUAAUUUUUGCAGACUUUUUACUCCAGAUGAACAUUUUAUAAAAGUGCCUGAACUAAGCCUGCAAUAUGAAUGUGAUUCUCGGGAAAAGGUGAGGAGGGGAACAUCUAGCUGCAGAAACAAAUUCUUCUGAGUCCUGAAUGUUAAAACCAACACUGGUUUUCCUUUUAAUUUUUACCAUUUGCUAAGAUAAGUUAGCGAAUGUGCUACAAAUUCUGACCCCAGACUGGUGCAGCCAGCCAGGCUACGUCCUUCAGGACGUGGCUCCCAGCUAUUCGAGGAAGCACACAUGAGUUUCUUGGGGUGAGAUUUAGUUGUGAUAUCAUCCAGACUCCUUCUCUGUCAGUAUUCCUUGUCCAUACAGUUUUUCUGCUUUCCUGCCAAGAUGCCUGUGUGCUUUAAAUGGCUGAACUCUGGUUUCUGGUGUAUCACCUGGAAUUUUCAAGCUCUGCAAGAAUUCUACUGUUGUGUGUAGAACUUCUGAGAAAAAGAUCUUUCUGUUACUUGACAAAGAUCUCCCUAUUACUUGAAAAAGUAACUCGUCCAUACUACAGGUUUUUUGCAGCACCUGUAACAUGGGGUCUCCAACUUUAAACAAAAGCAAUAAUUUUGUUCCUCAUCUCUGUCAGUUAAGUCUGGCUGACCUGGAUUUUACCCACUAGCUAUAGCUAGCUUUCCUUGGCUGCAAAUACGGAACCAAAUCGUUGCUGCUGUGGAAUUGAAUAUGUAGAUCUGUGUAAGUAUAUCACACCUACGUACUAAACACACAGUGUAUUGGGGAAAUACUGAUCUCUUCUUGAUCUUCUGCCUCAUAUGAAGAAAACAUGGCAAUUCACUGAGAUUUAAAAAAUUCCUCAGUGAGGAAUUGCCUAAGUUGGAGGCAGAUCAUGUGUGUGAAGAAGUACCCAGGAGAAGCAGUUGAUUCCUGUGCAGAAAUGUUUGCUGCAAGAAAACCAAUGGGCCCAGCACAGUUGUUUUGUGAGUCAGUGUGCUGAGAAGUCCAGGACAAACACAGUGUUUGGGAUCAGGAUCAGUGGCAGAGGCAGGGAGCACGACCCCGAGUUAAUGAUCUCGGGUGUUGGAUGUGAGCUGAUCUAAAUUUAGAGAGCGGGCUCGGUGCUGCCAGCGCUGGGACGUUCCCACAGCAGCAGAGUGGGGUUUGCACUGAGCUCAGCUCCCAGUGCCAGAGCCAGCCUCUCCUCUGGCCAUUUUCACCAGACACAUCCCUGUGCCGUGGCAGGGCUUUGCAGGUUUGCACAGACCUUCUAGAAGCCUUUUGGGUAGUGGCACUAUGGGCUGUUGUUCCUAAUCCAGUGGAACAGUGUGUGUUAACAGCAGGGACACAGAGGCAGCCAGAGUUAAAUGGGCAGCCACUCUUUUGGAAGCACAUUUAUUACUUUUUCAGCUAAGUGUCCACAGCAGAUUUUUUUCCUCUUGCUGAGUGUAAAUGUAAAAAUGGAUGGGCAGAGGGAGUUUGGCCCAUGUAUCCCUUCUGAUUGAAAAAUGAGGCUUUUGUAUACACUGCUUUAAUGAGUUUCUUUGCUUUUACAUUAAUCUGACUGGUAUUAUCCCCUUUCUUUAUCGAUAGUUCUAGAGAGAGAGAUACUAUGAUGAAGUCUAAUAGGAAAUGCACUGAGUACUGUUUCUUCUAAAAUAUAAUAUGGGAAGGGGUAUGCAAAAGAAUGUAUUUUUGCUAGUAGACUAACUUCUGGAAGAAACUAAGCACAAGGGAUUAAAGUGGAUCCAACUAAUUCAGUAAGACAUUUAGAGUUAGUAUUUAACUGUUGAUGUAGAUUCUGUGUGGAAGCAACUAAAUAUUUCUUCUCUAACUCACAUGUGUCCUAAGCAGACAUUGUUGCAGAGUUUGUCACUGGCUAAUGGAGUAUAAUGAAGUGCAAAACAUAUAACACUAGUAUUAAUUCAUUAACACUUGUAAAUUUGUAAAGCCAAACGUACCAAGCUGAAGUCUUUAAUCAUUUUUAUAGCUGAUGGCAUUAAACAUGUUAAACAUUCAUAUUAUCAAUAAAGGAUUUUAUUUUUAAGAUGUG